AAGCACCCCGCGCCCCGGCCCCGCCAACAUGGCAGCAGCGGCGGGUCCGCAGGGGAGCGGCGGCAGGUGAGACGCGACACAGUGGAGAGGCGUUCGCCUCUGUUCCCUGCCCCUCUUGCUGCUGCAGGCACCGCCGCCAGCGCCGGCACCAUCCUCACAGCCGACUCCUCUCAGCGGCCGGGCGGGGCGGCGGAGCCAGGGCAGCGACUCAGCGAUCCAGGGCCGCCAGCAGGCCGGCGGGCGAGGCGGCCGCGGGGGGCGGGCUCCCGGCACCGCCAAGCGGCGCUCCUCCUUCCCCUCCUUCCCUCCCUUCCCUGGGAGCCCCCGGCGGGGUGACAGCCCUGCCGAGUCCUGCCCAGGCCGGCCGAGUCGCCCCGGUCGGGGCUGCGGAGGCAACGCUCGAUCGCACCUCGGCCCUCUCUGUGCCGGGACCCGCCACCCCCGCGCCCGCCAUGUGGAAGCUCAACAAGAGCAGCAAAGUUCUGCUGGACGACUCGCCCGAGGAGGAGGAGACGCGGCUCCGCGGGCCGCCGCCGCCCGCCGCCUGCGCCGCCGCUGCCUUCGCGGCCCCCCAGAAUAAAGACCAGGUUCUACACGAUGAAUCUUCAUCUUCAGUAUCACAGCUUGCAACAAAGGUUCAAGGUGCAAGUUUCCGGGGUUGGAAGGAAGUGACAUCCAUGUUCAACAAAGAUGAUGAACAGCAAUUGCUAGCAGGAUGCAAGUCUCCAAAAUCCAAAGGAACAAACCUGAAGUUAAAGGAGGAGAUGAAGGCGGAAAAGAAGCCAGGUUUUUGGGACAGUUUGGUGAUAAAGCAGAAUGCCCCGUCUAGGAAACCAGAUGAGAUCGAGGGGUGGGAACCACCGCCAAUGACCGCUGCCGACUCUGCCAGUGACGCAGCAAGUACUCUAAGUGACUAUACCGCCUGGUCAGGCUGGGAAGACGAAACCAAAGGCUCCACGAAAUACACAAACCUGGCCAGCUCAGGAAACAGUUCCAGGUGGAGUAUCAAAUCAGCAGGAAAGCUGGUCAGUAUUAGACGUCAAAGCAAAGGUAACCUUACUGACAACUGGGAGGAGCUGGAGUAAUGCUGGUAAUGUGAAACACUUUAUAAGUAAGAAGAGAAAGGUUCCAUGAUUUACUCGUAUGUUUAAACCAAAAUCAAAUCUGCUCAAUAUUGCACCUUUAUACAGUACUUUGUUUUAUUCAGAUUGUUACAAAUUUUUGCUCACAUGAUAGUACAUUUUCUUAUUACAUUGUUAAAUAGCUAUGUUUUCCACACUGAAAAAAAAAAGUAGAGAAUCUAUUUUGUGCCUAUAUUCCACAUUCAGGCUCUGCAGUGUGUUGGGUUGUUGGUUUUACCAAAAAAAAAUUCCUUGGUGAAUGUAUACACUGGUUGUAAAUUUGACUGCCUUAUGUAGGAACUUACACUAGCUUGAGGCCCUGGCUUUUUUCCUGGUAUAUGAGGGCCAUUCAGAAGUUUAGUUUUAAUGCUGUCCUUUUUUAAGUGAUAACACUGAGCUGUUGCUUGCAGGGAGAAUGCUUACACUUGGUAGACUGUUUUCCAAAUCUUCAGCCUCAGCAUAUGCUUCAGCUUGUGCACUCAAGAUGCUCAACUGUCACAAUGUGCUUAUACUGUGUAUGAAAUGAGAAAAUACCGUUCUCAUGUCAUUCCUUCCAUCACAGGAUCUUCACCAAUAGUCAGGUCAAAUAGGUCUUCCAGAGGUUUGAGGAGGUUUUAUGUUGAAUGUAGUUUGUCAAAGCUCAGCCUCUCCUUUUAGUUUUUAAGAUUCAUGCUAUGAAUGCUCUUCAUCUCUGUUUUUAAGACUCAUGCUAUGCCAAAAAGAAAUUGGAAAGCAGCGCUAUGAGCAGAGUAGAAGAAAAUAUCUGUAUUCAGCAUCCAGCCUUGAAUCUGGGCAUAAGUUGCUUCUUAUGGAAGGGUGUCUGUUUUCAUUUUUAGAGUAGCUGGUCCUUGUUCUACAAGCAGUUUUUCUGCUCUGCAGUGUGUUCUUCGCCCACCUGCCCCAUGAGCAGUGACUCUGACGUUUUCAGGGUAGCUGAGUAACUGAGCCGUUGCAGGUGUGUGCACGCACGCAGCUUCUGAAGUGUUUUCGUUACAAAGCUCCAUCUUCUUAGCCACUGAUACUUUAUUUUUCUGGUGAAAGAAGGUGACCUGUUAAACUUCAGAAUUGAAAUGUGUGUAAGAAUACUCAAAGUGCCUCUUUCUAGUGUUUUGUGUCUCAUUAGCAGCGUGGCCGAUGUGGGAUCCAAAGUUGGUUUCCGUGGUGUUUGUGUGUCCCAUAUAAACACUGCUUUAACAUUUAUGGAAAGAAAUCAAACCAGAAGGUGCUUAAGAAAUGGCCAGUAGGGCCUUUUCUCUGUGGAGUGUUAAAGUGGUGUAAGAGGGCUGACAGCUGUUUGACUGCCUAGCAGUAUGGCCAGUUAGUUAGAAUAUCAGGUUAGCACUUAAGAAGAAAGUCAGCAUUUCUGCAAGAGAGCACCUACCUUUAUGGAAUGGAUGUCUGGAGACUGCUUUUGGAAGAAGCCUAUGCUGAUGAAGAGGGAUGCAUGCAAUUUUCUUCCAAGCUUGUACCUUCCUCCUCUCACUACCACACUGCUCCUGUCUUAGCUUUCUCUCUCAUUUUGUGUGUAGUUGUCUGGCUUACAGUUCCUGCAGAGCUAUGUUUUUGGAGAUUCCUGUUGAGAUGUGCCUGGAGGGAAACUGUAGCAAAAAUGGGUUUGCUUUGAUUUGUUGGGGUUUUUGGGGUUUGUAAUGGUUUUAAUAGGAUGUUAAAAAGAUACUGUUCUGAAGUUUAUAUAAAAGAAAGUGUUUUGUGCUACAGAACAGGAUCUUGUAACUGGCAAGUGUAUUUUCAAAAUCGGCAUUAUAUAAGAAAAACUACUCCUAGAGGGAAAAGGUUUAGCGUUUGUAUCGCUUCAUUUAGUCUGUGAAUAGAGUCAGUAUUUGCCUUUGGCAAGUACAUGCGCUGAGGUUAAUUAUGGGAAAGGAUUAGUAUUCUUGGGUCAAGUAUGCUGCAUUUUAUAGUUUGUGGAAUACCCUUUAAGGCAUCAGCUAGUGCUUAGUUUGGUUGUUGAUGCUGACCUAACAGAAAAAGAUCUGCUAGUAGCCCUCGAGAUUCUGCUGUCGAAGAUGGGCCGAGAACUCUUAAUUUCCCUCCUGAAAAACUGUUUAUACUGUGACCAGUAAAGGUUUUGCCUUGCACAUUAUACUGUCAAGUGCCUGUUUCUCACCUCAAUGAUGUCUUUGAUGCACAGCUUAACUGCAACAUUUUUCAGUUUGUGUUUGGUAAAGAACAUGCUCGCAAAGCUGAUGCCUAUUAGAAAACAAAGCUGCAUCCAAGUGGGAAAUUGAGAUGAGUAAACUUAGAUUUAAGUCCUAGCGAUGAAAGUUUUGGUGUGCUUUUUAAGCGAUACUUCCUCAGAAAUAGCCAUUCUAAGAAUGAAAGUUACUGGAUUUAAUAUAAUUUAUUGUUCUGCUUUAAUAACGUGUUUGUCUUUUGAGAACUCACCAGUUGUGAGCUUUUCUUCUCUUGUGUUUAUAAAUUUGUCUGAAUUUUCAGAACGGAGUCCUCUUUUCUUUUAUCUUCUUUGGAUGCUUAACUGCGUUUAUGGGCUUAAACAAUACACAGCUCUGUGUGUGGAAUACGUGUAGAAUCUGUCCCUUAAUAUUUGUUUGGAAAUUGCAUUUCAGUCCAUGUGAGAUGGCUUAGAAGAAGGUAGCAUGAAGAUUGUAUGAUAAGAUUGCACAAAAUAGGAUACAGUUUAUAUUGCUUUCUCGUAGCAAAUCUGCAUGAUUCUUAGUGUGGUUUUAAUGGGGAAUUAAAAGCUUCAUGUGGCUGUAAUUAGUCACUUAACUCUCAGCAAAGUUCUUUCUGAGUAUUUUUAUUUAUUAGCAUAAUUUGCAAAAAAGAAAAGUAGUAUUUUCCAUAUAAAUAAAGAUUUAGUUUGAACUGAAA
Pogoniulus pusillus (Red-fronted tinkerbird) is the source of this 3974-nucleotide messenger RNA. It is a transcript of the gene TDRP, whose product is annotated as testis development related protein. Gene Ontology annotation, cellular component: nucleus; cytosol. Gene Ontology annotation, biological process: spermatogenesis. The record is from RefSeq and is a predicted model, not a curated record. The coding region runs from base 453 to 1085 and encodes 210 amino acids. The transcript has 4 exons. Lineage: Eukaryota; Metazoa; Chordata; Aves; Piciformes; Lybiidae.